This is a messenger RNA of Saccostrea echinata, 1838 nucleotides long. RefSeq names its product RING finger protein 37-like. Gene Ontology annotation, molecular function: ubiquitin-ubiquitin ligase activity; ubiquitin protein ligase binding. The record is from RefSeq and is a predicted model, not a curated record. Bases 105 to 1838 code for a protein of 577 amino acids. NCBI's taxonomy places the organism in Eukaryota, Metazoa, Mollusca, Bivalvia, Ostreida, Ostreidae. Gene Ontology annotation, cellular component: nucleus. Gene Ontology annotation, biological process: protein polyubiquitination. The transcript has 3 exons.
UUAUUUAUGUAUCUAGUUGGAAAUACAUAACAGGGCAUUCUAUGCCCUUUGGGAAAAAUCUUUGAGGUAAACGAGCUGCUGAUUGAUAAGAAAUUGCUCUGGCCAUGCUUCUUAAUUUCUGUGACAGUCGUCUUUAUCCAAAAAUAAGCUGUGAUAAAGUAUCUGUGGAUGGAUAUGAUGUAAAAAAUUUAAUCUCUGGAGACUUAUCUAAUAGACAGAAGGGAUUCCUGGGAGAAUAUUUCAUCAAACCCCCAGUAACCAUUACUCUGUCAUUUCCAUGUAACAUUGAGAUAAAAAAUAUUAUUAUAAAUCCGUGUGUGAGUGCCCAAAAGUCAUCUGGAUUAGAAAUACAGUGCUACCUCGGUACCACUGUAUAUAGUAAAAGUAAUCAAGUAAAGACAGGCCCAUUGUGGGAGCAUGUCUCUGAAGUUUCACCCAAGGACAAAAAUGCUUAUGAAUAUAUUUUCAGUGCAGUGUUUUCACCUAUUGGAAAAGUGCAAUUAACAGACCCAGAUACUGUGUGCUUUGAAAACCGAUUAUUUCAGCCUUUGUCUGCAGAUCAAGUUGGAUCAUUUCCUAAGUCACCUUAUAAACACCAUGUAGAACUCAGGGGAAGGAAUUCCAGAGCAUUAAGUUUUGUGAGUGAUCUUAACAUAAGGGUUACAAGAACUGCAGCAGGAAGAUCUGUUGCUAUAAAAAGUAUCGAAGUCUGGGGUCAACCUUCAAGGUCAGUUCCAAGGUCAGUUAGAGAAAAAUUAAAUCAUUUAUUUUGUACCAGUACAUUAUCAAAUUUAGUGCCACCAUUUAAAGAAAGGAACAUUCUCAAUCAGAAUUCUUGUGAACAAGUGCUUCGAGAUGAAGACCAAAAGGACAGAUGUUACACAGAACAAACUAGCGUUCAACUACCCAGGAGCUCUUCACACUUAGAGGGUGGAGUGGAAAUACCAGAAGAUUUUACUGAUGCCAUAUCCUGUGAAAUUAUGUCAGUGCCUAUCCUGUUACCAUGUGAGAAAAAUAUUGACCAAUCAACUUUGGAGAAACACAAUUCUGCAGAGGCAUCAUGGGGUAGAUUACCCAGUGACCCCUUUACAGGGGUUCCAUAUGACAACAAGAACAAACCAUUGCCAAAUGUUCAUCUGAAACUUCGCAUUGACAAAUUUAUGCUAGAAAACAGUGAUAAACUUCAGCAUGUGCCUAGAACACUUGGAAGAAACACAGAUAAUUCUUUGGUUUAUGCGAAAAAUGGACCAGAAACAAGCAGACUGGUAGAAAAUUCUGGAAAGAGAGCAGAUAGUACCUAUUUUGAGCAAAAUGAGUCUGAAAGGAAUAAUCUGAAGAAAGAAGAGUCCAGAAAGAGGAAGAACCCAGAUCUUUGUUCUGAUAUCAAAGGCAAAAGACUUAGGGAAACUGGAAAUGAAACCAGUACAACAGCAUCUCUUGUUAAUAAUACAGCAAACUGUGUGAUAGACCUGACAAAAGAUGAGAAGAUAUCAAUUACAGGCAAAGAAUUAACAAAGAUAAAAUUUCAUGAUGAGGAAUUAAAAGAGAGCAUAAACUCUGCUUUCAGUGACAUUCUCAGUCAGCUACCAUCCUUUACAAAAACAGUGAACAUGUCUCAGGAAAAAGCAGGACCCUCUAAUGUGGCUGACCAUUCUCAGAAGUUGAUUGAAAACAACUGCAGUAGCUGCAAUGAGCAAUGUGAUUCUAUGUAUAAAGCCCCCUGUGGGCACCUGUUUUGUAGGAAAUGUUUACUGAAACAGAGAAACUAUUGUUCUGGGAUAUUUGAUAAAACAUGCCAGAAAUCUUGGAAAUCAAAUGAAAUAUCUAAAGUUCAUUAA